This is a messenger RNA of Echinostoma caproni, 1911 nucleotides long. NCBI's taxonomy places the organism in Eukaryota, Metazoa, Platyhelminthes, Trematoda, Plagiorchiida, Echinostomatidae. The record is from the annotation of a GenBank genome assembly.
AAUACCCCAAGACACUGGACCGCAGAUCAAGUUCGUCUGUUUGCACACGCCCUUCGGUUGCACGGCAAAGACUUUCACACAAUACAACGCGAAUUCUUUGGUGGUCGGAGUGCCAGUGCCAGUAACACUGCUUCAGCUGGAUCCGCAAACGGUACCGGGGCAAGUGCGAACUCUUUGACCACUGGACGAACUCGUGGUCGUGGCGGAGGUCGGCGCAAGGUCACUGUUGCUCCCCCAAAAUCGACUAGUAGAGAAGAUGAGGAUGUCAAGCCGGAGGAUGGAAAAGAUGAUACCACAGCAUCGGUGGAAGAUGCUAGUCGUAAUGUGGCACAAGCUGACCCGGCAAUUGCAAACACUUCGUCGGAACCGGUGAAAACAGUAAAAGAAUUAAUUGCUUUCUAUUAUUAUUGGAAACGCAAAGGUGCUGCCGCCUCCUCCUCUUGUGCAAGUUCAGGUGGCUGCGGAACAGGUGUCGGGUCCGGAUUGGCAAGUUCCGGUUCAGCGGCCAGUUCACUAGGCCAAAUCAACGGUGCGCUUGCCUCAGCCGCAGUGAACUUCUCUGCGGCCGUGGCCGCGGCGGCGAAUGCAGACAACGCCUUGUCGGCUGCACACGCUGCCAGUGGUGCAACCGGAUCGCAGUCCUACGGUGCCAGUGGAAAGAAACGCAAACAGACAGCGCGCGGCAAUUUGUUGACCCGGCAAGCAGUUCUCGGUCUGAUUGAAAGUCGAAAAAGCGCCGAGGGUGCGUUGCACAAACGCCUGGCUUUGAAAAAUUUGAACGGUCGUGCUGUGGUUUUAUCGCCCGCAACAAUCGCCGCUCGCGCUUCCACGCCGACAAGUGAACUUUCCGAAUCGGUCGGGGCUAGUUUGCCGGAGAGUGAGGUUGAAGAUACUGCUGAAUCUGCCGCCGCUUCCUGUAACACAGAGGAAACGCAGCAACCAAUAGACAGUCAUCCGGAACGAGAUGAAGAUACGACAGGAACCACAAGACCUGGAACAGAGAGUUCAGAGGUCCCCCCUUCUGGACGUCUCCGCCGCCGUUUAUGUCGAAAUUGUGACAAAGAUUUGUCUUCACCCGGAGAAUCAGCUCUCCCGGCUGGGGAAGACACGAUUCGCGGUACACCACUGUCCCAUCUACCUCCGCGACCGGGCUCUACUCCGGCUUGCAAAUCGCGCCCGACAGUUGAAGCCUGUCCUAGGUCUAUCAAGUCUGGAAUUGGAUCGACGCCUCGGGAUUCGGUUCAACCAGUGGUGACGUUAACGACCACACCAGUACCGACAAAACCUGUCACAACGCAUGCGCGAAAGAAUGAUUGUGCUCAAUCCAUUUCAACCUGUGACAUGAGUGAGGGCAGUGAGGAAGAGGACCAUGAUCUGAUGGCUUUGAUCUGUGCUCCACCGCGAGAACCUGUUCCGUGCUUUGCCGAGGUGCACCAAUCUCUGUGGUCCAGUUUGGCGCGUACCUGGGAUAGAUCCAUUCAGAUUCCUAUCCACGAUUCGACCCAUCAACGUGUUUUGAAUGAUUUGGGCACAUGCGCUCGUACAGACCUGAUUUACGUCGGUCGUCGACUCGCCAUAGAAGACAAAGCCCGUUGGCUGUGGGAGCGGGAACAGCUCUACGCUAAAUAUGCGGAUACCGCGAUCGGACCGGGUGCAGUUGACUUGUCAGCAAGCAACGACCGUCCUAUGCCCUUGUCUGCAAACACCACACGAUCUGUAGCAAACCAGGCACAACGAAAUGAAGUAAGUGCAUUCUUAUUUUCGAUUUACCCGCCUUCUCUAUCCUUUAACUUCAGAAAAGUUUGCGAAAUGGUGUCAUUGGUUCACGGCAAGAAUGCCGUUCACUCCUUAAGAGUAGAAAGCUUGUAUUCACCCCUGUUGCAAAUAAGCUUAACUCUAUAUUCAAAUUGA